Solea senegalensis (Senegalese sole) is the source of this 4960-nucleotide messenger RNA. Its product is annotated as collagen alpha-3(VI) chain-like. Bases 53 to 4960 code for a protein of 1635 amino acids. The transcript has 11 exons. Lineage: Eukaryota; Metazoa; Chordata; Actinopteri; Pleuronectiformes; Soleidae. The record is from RefSeq and is a predicted model, not a curated record.
CAUAGUGUUUCUAUUGGAUGGGUCAGAUGAAACACGGACAGGCUUCCCAGCAAUGAAAAGCUUUGUCCAAAAAGUGGUAGAAACACUCAGCAUUGGUGAAAACAAAGACCGUGUUUCUGUGAUCCAGUACAGCAGAGAUCCACAGACACAUUUCAAUUUGAACACCCACAUGGAAAAACAAGAUGUUCUUAAUGCUAUCCAGCAGUUGAACCAUAAAGGGGGAAGUCCCCGCCACACUGGGACAGCUUUGGACUAUGUGAGAGAGAAAGCCUUUGCUGACACCUCAGGGAGUAGGCACCAAGAAGGUAUCCCUCAAAUAUUGAUUCUAUUGAGUGGCGGAAAAUCUGAGGAUGAUGUUGAAAGUGCAGCUGUGGCUCUAAAACAGGACAAGGUUGUUCCAUUCUGUGUAGGUACAAGAAAUGCAGACAUACUUGAGCUCCAAAUGAUAGCACAUAAUCCUUCCUAUUCUUUUACUGUACUUCGAUUUGAUGAUAUUGGGAGCAUCCACCAACAACUUAUGUCAUUUGUGAAACGGGUGCCUCGACAGCAGCCAAGGCUAAAAUCACAAAGUGCAUUAGGUCAAACUGGAUCCAUUCAGCGUGAUGUUGUAUUUUUACUGGAUUCCUCAGAUGAAAUGCAAAUUGAAUUUCAAGGAAUGCUUGGCUUUGUUGAGAGAAUGGUAGCGAAGCUCAAUGUGGAUGAUGGCAAUGACCGUGUUUCAGUGGUGCAGUACAGCAGGAGCCCCUCUGCAGAUUUUUUUCUGAACACAUACAAAACACAACAGAAUGUUGUGGACAAUGUGCAACAUCUCAGGCAUAAAGGAGGCAGACCUCUCAAUACUGGUGCAGCCCUCCAGUACGUCAAGGAUAAUAUUUUUACAGCCUCUUCUGGAAGUAGGCACCAACAGGGAGUUCCUCAGUUUUUGGUUCUCAUAACUGGUGGGCGGUCCAAUGAUGAUGUCAGAAAAGCUGUGGAAAAUCUAAAAGAAAUUGGUGUGAUGGUGUUUGUCUUUGGAAUAAAGAGUGCUGAUAUUCUUGAGGCUCAGACAAUUUCACAGGAAUCAAGUCGAGCUUUCUUUGCAGCCGAUUCCAGUGGUCUUUCACAGAUUGAACCAUUAUUGACUGACACAAAGAAUGGUGAAACCCCAGCUCUCACACCGACAUCAUAUGAUUCCAGCAGAAGAGAUGUUGUAUUCUUGCUUGAUGGUUCUGAUGACUCUCAACAAAGAUUCCCAGAUAUUCAAGACUUUGUGGCGAGAAUAGUGACAGAGCUAAACAUCAAUGCAAACAAUGAUCAUGUGGCUGUGGUUCAGUACAGUAACACAGCAGAAAUAAAUUUUGAUUUGGGACGUUAUUUGACAGAGGAUGAUGUGCUCAAAGCAGUAAGAGGUCUACGUCACAAAGGUGGCUAUCCUCACAACACUGGAGCAGCUCUUCAAUAUGUGAGGGACCACAUAUUUACUUCUGAGUCAGGUAGUAGAAUCCAAGAAGGAGUUCCACAGAUACUUGUACUGCUGAGUGGUGGAAGAUCUGGAGAUGACAUAAGAACCCCAGUCAAAAUGCUGAAAGAGAUUGGCAUCAUCUCAAUCGCCAUUGGAACAAUUCAUGCUGACACCUUAGAGCUUCAGACCAUAUCUCGUGAACCCACUUAUGCACUCUCAAUUACUGAUUAUGAAGAACUUCCCUCUGCUACACGGGAUGUGUUGUCAUUGAUGAGAGAGGCAUCCCACCAUAUAGAAGAAAGGGUUCCCACAAAUGGUUUUGAUUCUAAGAAAAAUGAUGUAGUGUUUCUUAUUGAUGGAUCAUAUGACUCACGGAAUGGCUUUGAAGAGAUACGAGGAUUUGUAGAAAAAGUUGUUGAAAGUUUAAAUAUAGGUGAAAAUCGAGACCAAGUGGCUGUUGUUCAAUAUAACCGUGAUGCCACGGUGAAUUUCUACUUGAAUUCCUAUUCAUCCAAGAAUGAUGUGAUGAGUUCUAUUAGAACAAUGAGGCACAAGUUGGGACGGCCACUCAAUAUUGGCAAAGCACUGGCAUUUGUCAAGGAUAAUGUCUUUGCUGCUUCUGUUGGUGGCAGACGUGAAGAUUCAGUGCCCCAGUAUCUGUAUGUUUUUAGUGGUGGCCGAUCAGGGGAUGAUGUCAGAGGACCAGCACAGUCGCUCAAAGAAAAUGGAAUAAAGACAUUUAGUAUUGGAACAGAGAAUGCUGAUACCUUGGAAAUGCAAACCAUUUCUUUGACACCUGCACACUAUUUCCAUGUCACAAACUUCAAUAAUCUGCAAAGUUUACAUCCGUCUUUGGAAACAGCACUGAAGGGUAAUCAAGAAACAACACAAAUUCCAGGUGUUAUUGACAGAAUUGCAGAAUUAGAACUUGCUGAUAUUGUUUUCCUAUUGGAUGCAUCUGAUGAAACGCAAGCAAGUGAAAUACUUGUUUUGGAUUUUGUCAGAGAAUUUGUCAAGCAAACAGAAAUUGGUCCAAGCAAAGUACAAGUUGCUUUGGUUCAGUACAGUACAGAACCCACAAUUAAUUUUCUACUGAACACAUACUCACUAAGAGAUGCCGUCAUGAGUCAUUUGAGCAAUGUGAAACUCAAAGGCGGUUCCAGUUUGAACACUGGAAUAGCCCUGGAUUAUGUGAAGAACAAUGUGUUGACUGUUUCAUCUGGAAGCAGAGCCCAGCAGGGAGUCCCACAGAUAUUAAUUCUUUUAAGUGGUAGAAAAUCAGACGAUGAUGUCUUGACUCCUGUGGACCAGCUGAGAAAGGCUGGGAUUGUCCUUUUCAAUAUUGGGGUUAAUAAUGCAGACAGAAUGGAGCUGGAGCAAUUCGCUCAGAGUCCAAAGGCAUUGUUUUUUAUCAAGGAGAAGUCUGACAUUCCCCUUAUGAAAGAACGUUUGCUCUCAGCCAUUGCAUCUCACAAAGGCACAUUCAUCCCUGGUGUAGAUUUUGGUAAUCUCCCUCACAUUCAUCAACGUUUAAUGAAUCAUAUAAUGCAAGUGGGAGUUGAGGAAGAAACAAAAAAUGUGGAGAAAAAAAGAGCUGGGAGGGAUGUUGUGUUCUUGUUGGAUGGAUCUGAUGGUACGAGAACAGGAUUCCCAGCUAUGCAAGUCUUUGUGCAAAGAGUAGUAGAGACACUCAGUGUGGAUGACAACAAAGACCGAGUCUCAGUGGUUCAGUACAGCAGAGAUCCAGCCGUCCACUUCUAUCUGAACACAUACACAACAAAAGGCGAGAUCCUUGACACCGUCAGAGGCUUGAGGCACAAAGGCGGGCAACCCCUCAACACUGGAGCAGCUCUCCAGUACUUGAGAGAUAAUGUAUUUGCGGCCUCUGCUGGAAGCAGGCUCCUGGAUGGAGUUCCACAGGUGCUAAUUCUGCUAAGCGGGGGAAGGUCUUAUGACAGUGUCGAUGCCCCAGCCUCUGCUCUCAAACAGCAGGGCAUCUUUGUGAUUGGCAUUGGAAGAAGGGGCUCUGAUUUUGGGGAGCUGCAGAAGAUAUCACAUGACCCUGGUGUUGCUCUAAAAGUGUCUGAAUUCACUGACCUUCCCACUGUCCAGCAGCAGCUUCAGUCCUCCUUGGAGACUGCAGUUAUCGACGUCAGCCCAGAAUCACCCACAGUACUUGUUGACACUGCCAAAAAGGAUAUCGUAUUCCUUCUGGAUGGUUCUGAUGGCACAAGGAAUGCCUUCCCUGCCAUGCUCGAUUUUGUUGAGAAAGUGGUGGAGAAACUGAAAGUGGGCGCAAACAAAGACCGCGUGUCUGUGGUCCAGUACAGCAGAGAUGCAGAGGCUCAUUUCCAUCUGAACACAUACACCACAAAAGAGGAUAUCGUGGAUUCAGUCAGGGGGCUGAGACACAGAGGAGGUAGACCUCUUAACACUGGGGCAGCCCUCCAGUACGCCAGGGACAAUGUCUUUACAAACUCCUCCGGGAGUAGACGGCUGCAAGGUGUCCCACAGAUGUUGAUCCUACUCAAUGGCGGAAGGUCUUUUGACAGUGUUGAUGCCCCAGCCUCUGCUCUCAAAAAGCAGGGCAUCUUUGUGAUUGGCAUUGGAGCAAGGGGCUCUGAUGUCGGGGAGCUGCAGAGGAUAUCAUAUGACCCUAGUGUUGCUCUAAAAGUGUCUGAGUUCACCGACCUCCCCAGUGUCCAAGAACAGCUCUCCUCUGUAAUGAGCACAGUGCUAGUAAGGGCCACGGCCAUGACACCGACAGUAACUGUGGAGAAAAAACCCACUGGGAGGGAUGUUGUGUUCUUGUUGGAUGGAUCUGAUGAUACUAGAACAGGAUUCCCAGCUAUGCAAGACUUUGUGCAAAGAGUAGUAGAGACACUCAGUGUGGAUGACAACAAAGACCGAGUCUCAGUGGUUCAGUACAGCAGAGAUCCAGCUGUCCACUUCUAUCUGAACACAUACACAACAAAAGGCGAGAUCCUUGACACCGUCAGAGGCUUGAGGCACAAAGGCGGGCGACCCCUCAACACUGGAGCAGCUCUCCAGUACUUGAGAGAUAAUGUCUUUGCGACCUCUGCUGGAAGCAGGCGCCUGGAUGGAGUUCCACAGGUGCUAAUUCUGCUAAGCGGGGGAAGGUCUUAUGACAGUGUCGAUGCCCCAGCCUCUGCUCUCAAACAGCAGGGCAUCUUUGUGAUUGGCAUUGGAAGAAGGGGCUCUGAUUUUGGGGAGCUGCAGAAGAUAUCACAUGACCCUGGUGUUGCUCUAAAAGUGUCUGAAUUCACUGACCUUCCCACUGUCCAGCAGCAGCUUCAGUCCUCCUUGGAGACUGCAGUUAUCGACGUCAGCCCAGAAUCACCCACAGUACUUGUUGACACUGCCAAAAAGGAUAUCGUAUUCCUUCUGGAUGGUUCUGAUGGCACAAGGAAUGCCUUCCCUGCCAUGCUCGAUUUUGUUGAGAAAGUGGUGGAGAAACUGAAAGUGGGCGAAAUGUCCAAGAACAGCUCUCCUCUGUAA